This is a messenger RNA of Daldinia caldariorum, 399 nucleotides long. RefSeq lists its product as uncharacterized. Gene Ontology annotation, cellular component: ribosome; mitochondrial large ribosomal subunit. Gene Ontology annotation, molecular function: structural constituent of ribosome. The record is from RefSeq and is a predicted model, not a curated record. The transcript has 2 exons. The coding region runs from base 1 to 399 and encodes 132 amino acids. Lineage: Eukaryota; Fungi; Ascomycota; Sordariomycetes; Xylariales; Hypoxylaceae. Gene Ontology annotation, biological process: translation; ribosome biogenesis.
AUGGCUGCAUCUUCUCUAAUAUCCUCUCUUCGGGCCCUGUCCCUUCGCGCAACACGGAUACCGGCUACCGGACAAAUUCUGCGAAAACAACAGCCCACCAGAAGCAUUUCCCAAGCAGUACUAAGUCCAAGCACUGCGGCAAGGCCCACGACGUCGAUAAUAACUGCAGGAAAGACUAUACAAGCCAUCACACAGCAGACGAGGGGCAUGAAAGUUCACAGUUCGGUCAAGAAGCGGUGCGAGCAUUGCAAGGCAAGUCAUGAAGUGGAAGAAACACCAGAAUGGGCGACACAUUUCUUAUAUAUAUAUGUCGUGAGAAGGAAGUCUAGCAAGCGACACCGUGGUUACCUCUACAUCAUCUGCAGCGCAAAUCCAAGACAUAAGCAACGACAAGGUUAA